This is a messenger RNA of Acipenser ruthenus (sterlet), 4305 nucleotides long. RefSeq names its product segment polarity protein dishevelled homolog DVL-3-like. The record is from RefSeq and is a predicted model, not a curated record. NCBI's taxonomy places the organism in Eukaryota, Metazoa, Chordata, Actinopteri, Acipenseriformes, Acipenseridae. Gene Ontology annotation, biological process: canonical Wnt signaling pathway; intracellular signal transduction. Gene Ontology annotation, molecular function: frizzled binding. The coding region runs from base 378 to 2594 and encodes 738 amino acids. Gene Ontology annotation, cellular component: cytosol. The transcript has 17 exons.
GUUUGCGCCUUUGGAAAGAGACUCCCCCCCCUCUCUCACACACACACACACACACAGAGACAGACAGCUGCUUCUGACUGGUGAAAAAUAAAAAGAAAGAUCGCUGGGGGAGAUCCUGGGAUCACAGAUCGUAUGAAAGGAAAACUUUAAUUUUUUAGGUGUAACAAAAAAAAGGCCGACAUAUUUCCAACAGGAGGUGAAUGAAGGGGCCGAGCCGCGUCUGGCGCGCCGAGGGGGAUUAACGCACACACGGUUUGUUUUCCUUGAAGAAUACCCAUUCCAAGCGGAGCCCUGGCCACAUAAAGGGACCUUACAAGGGGGCCGGGGAUUGCACAUCGCUGUCUUCUGCUUGUCUCAAUAUUGGUCCGCCGCUGACCAUGGGGGAAACUAAGAUAAUCUAUCACAUUGAUGACCAAGAGACGCCGUAUUUGGUGAAACUGCACAUCCCGGCGGACCGGGUGACUUUGGCAGACUUUAAAAAUGUCCUUAAUAAACCGAACUACAAGUUUUUCUUCAAAUCUAUGGACGAUGACUUUGGAGUGGUGAAGGAAGAGAUCUCGGAGGACAAUGCCAAGCUCCCCUGUUUCAAUGGCAGAGUGGUUUCCUGGCUGGUCUCGGCGGAUGGCUCUCACUCGGACGGAGGCUCGGUUUGCGCUGACAGCCAGUCGGACCUCCCACCCCCGAUUGAGCGCACCGGAGGGAUUGGAGACUCGCGCCCGCCGUCCUUCCAUGCGAAUGCCGCUGGCAGUCAGGACAACCUGGACAAUGAGACGGAGACUGAGUCAGUGGUGUCCUCACGGAGAGAACGGCCACGCCGGAAAGACAGCCACGAGCACGUCUCGCGGGUGAACGGACAUGCCAAGCUGGAGCGGCGUCACGACGUGGGGGGCUACGAGAGCUCGUCCACGCUGAUGAGCAGCGAGCUGGAGUCCACCAGCUUCUUCGACUCGGAGGAGGACGACUCCGCCAGCCGGUUCAGCAGUUCCACAGAGCAGAGCAGCUCCUCGCGGCUGAUGAGGCGACACAAGCGUCGGCGGAGGAAACCCAAGGCGCCGCGCAUGGAGCGGUCCUCGUCUUUCAGCAGUAUCACAGACUCCACCAUGUCUCUCAACAUCAUCACUGUGAUUUUAAACAUGGAGAAGUACAACUUCCUGGGGAUCAGCAUCGUGGGGCAGAGUAACGAGCGGGGCGACGGCGGGAUCUACAUCGGAUCCAUCAUGAAGGGGGGCGCCGUGGCCGCGGACGGGCGGAUUGAACCCGGGGACAUGCUGCUGCAGGUGAACGACAUCAACUUUGAGAACAUGAGCAAUGACGACGCGGUGCGGGUGCUGAGGGAGAUCGUUCACAAACCCGGACCCAUCACGCUCACAGUCGCCAAGUGCUGGGACCCCACCCCCAGGGGGUGCUUCACACUGCCCAGGAUUACAAACUGUGUAGCGUAUUGUCCUGCUUAUCAAGGCGAGCCGAUCCGGCCAAUCGACCCGGCUGCCUGGGUGUCCCACACGGCAGCGAUGACAGGGACGUACCCGGUGUACGGUAUGAGCCCUUCCAUGAGCACCAUCACUUCCACUAGCUCCUCCAUCACCAGCUCCAUCCCCGAGACUGAACGGUUCGAUGAUUUCCACCUGUCCAUCCACAGCGACAUGGCCACCAUCGCCAAGGCCAUGGCAUCCCCCGAGUCCGGUCUGGAGGUGCGGGACAGGAUGUGGCUGAAGAUCACCAUCCCCAAUGCCUUCAUAGGUUCGGACGUGGUCGACUGGCUGUACCACCACGUGGAGGGCUUCACUGACCGCAGAGAGGCGCGCAAGUACGCCAGCAAUCUGCUGAAGGCCGGCUACAUCCGGCACACUGUCAAUAAGAUCACCUUCUCAGAGCAGUGCUACUACAUCUUCGGAGACCUCUGUGGCAACAUGGCUAAUCUCAGCCUGAACGACCACGAUGGCUCAAGCGGGACCUCAGACCAGGACACACUGGCCCCCCUCCCUCACCCCGGCGCGGCCCCCUGGCCCCUCGCCUUCCCCUACCAGUACCCCGCGCCGCACCCCUACAACCCCCCCACCGGCUUCCAUGACCCGGGAUACAAUCACGGAGGAGGUGGGGGCAGCGCCGGGAGCCAGCACAGUGAAGGCAGUCGCAGCAGCGGCUCUAACCGCAGUGGCAGUGAGCAGAGGCGCAAGGAGGAGACGGCGGCAAAGGCGAGUGGAGGAGGAGGAGGAGGAGGAGGAGGGGAUUCCAAAUCAGGUGGCAGCGGCAGCGAAUCAGACCACACCACACGGAGCAGCAGCAGCAUGAGGAGGGAGCGGGCGCCCAGCGAGCGCUCUGCAGCGCCCCCUAGCGAGCACAGCCUCCGCAGCCACCACUCCGCCACGCACAGUCUCCGUAGCAACCACAGCCAUGCCUACGUCCCGCCCCCACACUUCCCCCCGCCCCUCGUCAUGAUGGGCCCCCCCGGAGCCCCACCCGGCCGAGACCUGGCGUCUGUGCCGCCCGAGCUGACCGCCAGCAGACAGUCCUUCCGAAUGGCCAUGGGCAACCCCAAACCAAACCCAAGUGCUUUUGACCAGGAAACCAGACCUGUUGAAAUGGACACGUAGACGUCCGUCCAGCGCGGUUUACCGACUCGGCGCGCAGGAAUCUUCCACAAGACUUUCAUCCUUUCCCUUUCUGAGACCAGGGUGCUCUGGGGCAGCCCUAUUGUCUGCCAUAUUGGCGAGGGUUAACGUGCUGGCUGACCCCGGAGAGAGAGGAGGUGAAAGGUGAAAGGUGAAAGGCUGGCAGGGCCUGGUAGAAUACCAGUGUUCCGAGCGAUAUCUUGGUCUAUCCAUUUUUCUCUAGGGACUGGCAAGCAAUAACCAAAAUAAAGUCUACUGACAAACUGUGAAUACAAAACCGCAGCCUGUUCCACCCAAGCUCUCCUCGUGUCUCUGUCCUGUCCCAGACUCUCGCAUGGUGGUUUAGGUCAUCCCUGUGGGGUAUUGCUUCGGUAGGAUCACUCCUGGUUGUUAACAAGAUACAGUAGCAUUGUGUACAAGUGUGCUUUAGCUUUUUAAAAUUCUGUAAGAAAAGCCUGGAAAAUAAAUAAAUAAAUAAAUAAAUGGUACUAAAUCAAAAAUAUGUGGCAGAGCACAAAAGAGUGCUCAACUGGACAAUCCAAUACAUUGCAAUACACAUUGCAAAGAAAUGAACUGAACUGGACGAGGCUGAACAUCGCAGGAGGGUUGGGGGGGGUCUGAUUCUUGAUAUCCGGGCUGGUAAGGUAUGAUUCUGUCCCUGAAGGAAAUGUGUCUAGCUGUUUUCUUUCAUUCGAUUCCAGAUGAUUUAUUGGAAGGUAGUUUACAGUUGUUUAAAAUAAGAACUAAUUUAAAUGUGUACUGAUGUGGUGUUUAGCAUUCUCUCUCUUUUUAAUGUUUUUUUUUAUAAUAACACGAUUACUCCCAAAUUCAGUUUGACGUCUGGUUUGAUGGGGGGUGCAGCUUGGGUUCCGUGGCUGCCAUUGAAGAGACUGGCUUCCAGUUUAACCUGAGAGAACCUGUGCUGUAUUUUGCACUGAUGGCUUUAAGGAUCAUUGCGCUGGAAGAAUCCGGUUCAGAUGCAUUCAGAAUGUAACAGGGAGUUGGAUUUCAAUGGUGGUGGGAAUGUGCUAAAUAAGAAAUCAAGAAUUGUAAUGCCUUUACAUUACAGCCGUAACUGACUAGAAAUUAUCAGCAUUUCACUUGUGUUUCUGUUUAAAUUCUUUUCACACUUUCAGAAUAUCACCAGAUAGAAGUGAAUGCUAUUCCAUAUCACAGGGGUGUCCAAUCCGUCCUGGUAAUGAAUUAGUCCAGGGUCUGGUUCAAUCAAACACUUCAGAACAUGGGAACCAUUGUGAUGCUGUUCUUCCGGAAUGGAAUGUGCGGAACAAUCCGGAAUGUGGAGUCAGGGUUUGGAAGCAGCCAGACAGCAUGGCUUGUGAUUUCUUUCCACAUGCACACGGUACGACACUGUCACCUGAUCUGGGGCACCAGUGGGAUGUGCUGGAUCUGCAAACCUGUCCUUAUCAACGUGUAUCUUCAAAUUCCACGUUUUCUAUUGAUUGUUAUUUUUCUCGUACCAUAAACAAACAUCUGUAUCACUGUAUGCUUUUUACACAGCUUAACACAUCGCUUCAUUGUAAACCUUUCUUUGAGUACCGUGACAGUUUUUUUUAUUUUGUAUUAACUAUUAGCAACUGAUAUUGUAUAGUGAUCAACGGUUCAGUUUCAUACAUGCUGUUUUAUGAAAAAAAAAGUAUUGUUUUUAUUUAUAAACAUAGUUUUAUUGCCUAAA